CCAUGCAUCGGGCAGUUCCUCCUUGUCUGUCAUCCUCGAAGCAUCGGAGUGUCCUGCUGCGUUUCCAUUCAUUCACCAAAAUCGACAAUCCACUACAAGUUCGUCAAUUGUUUUAAAAAGUUUCGUGAAAACAAAAUACGGUGGAGCAUUAUAAAGUACAAUGGAUGCAGUAGUGAUUAAGUGUGUAUUAAUUACGAUACAAUUUCUGCAAGUGUACGGACAUGGAAGACUAAUGGACCCGCCGUCCAGAAACUCCAUGUGGAGGUACGGAUUCCCGAAUCCAGUAAAUUACAAUGAUAAUGAACUUUACUGUGGUGGCUAUUCUGUUCAUUGGAAUCAGAAUAAAGGAAAGUGCGGAAUUUGUGGCGACAGUUAUGAUAAAAAAGAGCCGCGGCCUCACGAAGCCGGUGGGACUUAUGCUAAUGGUAUAAUAACCCGUCGAUAUAUAUCUGGCCAAGAGAUAAAUAUUGAAGUAGAAUUGACGACAAACCAUUACGGACGAUUCGAAAUAAACCUCUGUCCAAACAACGAUCCCUACAAAGAAGUAACGCAGGAAUGUCUCGACAAAUAUCCACUGAGGGUCGUUGGCCAGGAUGACCAUAGGUACAUCCUCGACGAAGACGGCCCCAAGAAAGCCACAAUCUACUACAGCGUCCGACUGCCACCGUAUCUUACAUGCACCCAGUGCGUCCUCCAAUGGAAUUACUACACAGGAAAUCAAUGGGGACUUUGCGACAACGGCACUUACGCUCAAGGAUGUGGAAAAUCGGAACUGUUCCGAAACUGUGCCGAUGUCAGCGUUGUGACUAAUGUCGGAGGUGCUAUUCCACCACUCUUUGUCGAAGUGGACAACCCCUAUUUGUUGUUCUACAAGGACAGUACACGACCGGCGCCUUUCAACGUUUAUCCGUUGAUUGUGCGACAUCAAGUGUGUCAAGCCAACGACAAUAUCAAAGCUUUGAUGCCCGGAAUGGACAAUUGGUGUCAAAGUAAUUGCCUCAAGUAUCCACCAAACUGUCCCAAAAGCAUUUGUAAUUGUCCGACAACGUGUGAAGCAAUAGGGGAAUAUGCAGGACAAAAAGGGGCUGAUGAACAUUGUAUGGACCAAUGUAUCGUCUAUCCCCCCAAAUGUCCCUCGUCAUGUCGAUGUCGCGAUGAAGGUAAAAGUUAGAAGCAAAUAGCAGAAAAAAUAAGAAUUAUUGAAAUUAAAUUCGGCUGUUCGAUAAUAUUUAAUUAAUAUUGCGGACAAUGAGAUUUCUGUCCCAUUUGGUAAACAUUUCGUACAAAAAAUAAAUUAAGGAUUUUUG
Agrilus planipennis (emerald ash borer) is the source of this 1307-nucleotide messenger RNA. RefSeq lists its product as uncharacterized. The coding region runs from base 161 to 1171 and encodes 336 amino acids. The transcript is spliced from 5 exons. The record is from RefSeq and is a predicted model, not a curated record. NCBI's taxonomy places the organism in Eukaryota, Metazoa, Arthropoda, Insecta, Coleoptera, Buprestidae.